Xenopus tropicalis (tropical clawed frog) is the source of this 9003-nucleotide messenger RNA. It is a transcript of the gene mgat5, whose product is annotated as alpha-1,6-mannosylglycoprotein 6-beta-N-acetylglucosaminyltransferase. Bases 404 to 2632 code for a protein of 742 amino acids. Gene Ontology annotation, cellular component: extracellular region; Golgi membrane. NCBI's taxonomy places the organism in Eukaryota, Metazoa, Chordata, Amphibia, Anura, Pipidae. Gene Ontology annotation, molecular function: alpha-1,6-mannosylglycoprotein 6-beta-N-acetylglucosaminyltransferase activity. The transcript has 17 exons. The record is from RefSeq and is a predicted model, not a curated record.
GAGGGCAGCAGCAGGUUGGACCUCUGGCAGACAACUUCAUUAUAUAUAUAGGGUGUCUUACCUGCACCCCCAGCACCCUAACAGCUGGGAGGCAUUGGGUGCUCAUCCCUCAUGUGGGUUCUAUCAGCACUCUCAGCUCUCUCAGCACUCUCAGCACUCUCAGCACUCUCAGCACAGCAGCAGCUGUCUCUGCCUGGGACUGUCUACUCUGGGACCCACCUUGCUGCCCCUGUUCAACUGCAACUUGCUUCCCAGUUGGAAGGAUAAAGCGGCGAUGUGGAGUUGAAGAGUUCCGGCCAGACGAGCAGCCCGGGGGAUAAUGGACAUUAAUGCGAUGGCUGUGCGCGCUCUCCGCUCUCUCUGAGGUCGUUCCCGCGUCGGACUGAGCGCUCGCAAAAGGGCAAUGGCCUCCUUCACCCCUUGGAAACUGUCGUCCCAGAAGCUGGGCUUCUUCCUGGUGACUUUCGGCUUCAUUUGGGGCAUGAUGUUGUUGCAUUUCACCAUACAGCAGCGGACUCAGCACGAGAGCAGCUCCAUGCUCCGAGAGCAGAUUUUGGAUCUUAGCAAGAGAUAUAUCAAGGCGCUGGCCGAGGAGAACAGGAACGUGGUGGAUGGUCCAUAUGUCGGCACCAUGACUGCGUACGAUCUGAAAAAGACUCUUGCUGUGCUGCUUGACAAUAUUCUCCAGCGGAUUGGCAAACUGGAGUCCAAGGUGGAUAAUCUUGUGAUAAAUGGGACAGGGACAAACUCUACGAACAUCAGCACCACGGCCAUUCCCAGCACUGGCGCCGGGGAGAAACUCAAUGUAGCUGAUAUCAUUAACGGAGCCCAGGAACAGUGUGAAUUGCCUCCCAUGGAUGGCUACCCUCAUUGUGAGGGAAAGAUCAAGUGGAUGAAAGAUAUGUGGCGAUCGGAUGUUUGCUACUCUAACUAUGGCGUCGACGGAUCCACCUGCUCGUUCUUUAUUUACCUCAGUGAGGUUGAAAACUGGUGCCCCCGACUCCCGUGGCGAGCUGUGAACCCCAACGACGAAGCCGACAGAAAGAACCUGGCUGAAAUCCGCACCGACUUCGACGAUCUUUACAAAGUCAUGGCGAAGCACGAGGAGUUUCGGUGGAUGACCCUGCGAAUCAGAAGGAUGGAUGACACUUGGAUAGAAGCCAUCAAGUCGCUGGCAGAUAAGCAGAAUCUGGAGAAACGGAAGAGGAAAAAGAUCCUCAUCCAUCUCGGGCUGCUGACAAAGGAAUCCGGAUUCAAGAUUGCCGAAAAUGCGUUUAGCGGUGGCCCUCUCGGAGAAUUAGUGCAGUGGAGUGACUUAAUUACAUCGCUUUACUUACUGGGCCAUGAUGUGAGGAUUUCUGCUUCAAUAGCCGAGCUGAAAGAGAUAAUGAAGAAAGUGGUCGGAAAUAGGUCCGGUUGCCCUACACAAGGAGACAAAGUGGUGGAACUUAUUUACAUUGAUAUCGUGGGACUCUCGCAGUUCAAAAAGACUCUUGGCCCCUCCUGGGUUCAUUACCAGUGCAUGCUGCGCGUUCUGGAUUCCUUUGGAACCGAGCCCGAGUUUAACCACGCCCACUAUGCGCAGUCGAAAGGCCACAAAACUCCAUGGGGCAAAUGGAACCUUAACCCUCAGCAGUUCUACACCAUGUUCCCUCAUACCCCAGACAACAGCUUCCUGGGCUUCGUGGUGGAGCAGCACCUGAACGCCAGUGACAUCAGACACAUGAAUGACAUCAAGCGGCAGAACCAAUCACUGGUCUACGGCAAGGUGGAUAACUUCUGGAAGGACAAGCAUUCCUACCUGGAUAUCAUCCACACGUACAUGGAGGUCCACGGCACCGUGCACGAGAAGGGAACCCUUUACAUGCCCAGUUACGUCAAGAACCACGGCAUCCUCAGUGGGCGGGACUUGCAGUUCCUCCUCCGGGAAACAAAAUUGUUUGUAGGCCUGGGCUUCCCAUACGAAGGGCCGGCUCCUCUGGAAGCCAUUGCCAAUGGCUGUGCUUUUCUCAACCCCAAAUUCAACCCACCGAAAAGCAGCAGGAAUACGGAUUUCUUUAAAGGGAAACCGACCCUACGAGAGCUGACGUCCCAGCACCCAUACGCAGAGGUGUACGUAGGGAAACCGCACGUCUGGACUGUGGAUAUUAACAAUCGGGAGGAAGUGGAAAAGGCGGUGAAAGAGAUUCUGAAUCAGAAGAAUGAGCCCUAUCUGCCCUAUGAGUUCACAUGUGAGGGGAUGCUCCAGAGGGUCAACGCCUUCAUAGAAAAACAGGACUUCUGUCACGGGCAAGUGAUGUGGCCGCCAUUAAGCGCGCUGCAGGUGAAAAUCGCAGAACCAGGAAAGUCGUGCAAACAAGUGUGCCAGGAGGAGCAGCUGAUCUGCGAGCCGUCCUACUUCCAGCACCUCAACAAGGACACAGACCUGGCUAAGUUCGGGGUCCGAUGCCAGUCGUCCGAAACCGCGAACGACAUUGUGGUCCCGUCAUUGGACGAGAAGCGAAACCAUUGUGUUCUACAGGGCGACCUUCUGCUCUUCAGCUGCGCCGGGUCCCAUUCCAACCACAAACGCGUCUGCCCCUGCAGGGACUACAUGAAGGGACAGGUGGCGCUGUGCAAAGACUGCCUAUAGCAGAGGGGCAGCCGCCAUGGAUAAGCUAAAAAAAAAACCACCCGGGAGCCGCGGGCGAGCUUGCCGGUCCUGUCCCACCAGUUCACGUCGCCAUUCGGACGCGGACACUUUCUCCAGUGGCCCAAAGAGGACGCGUUUAAAAAAACGUGCGCUUGAAGACGUCCAGGGUUUGGAACAACCCCCCCCUGCAAAAAAACAAACAUUGGGGGCAGAUUUAGCGAGGUGUUUACAGCGGAGGGGGGGGACUCUGUCGAACAUGCGGGGCGUGUCAUGCAGAGGCGCUGGGAUCCGUACAACCCGCUGCAUGCUGCUACUUCACAAAUCCAGUUGUGUGUGGGGCUCCGCCCCCCGGGAAAUCCAGCGGCAGCGCAAAGCAUGACUACUUAGCGGAUCUGCCAAGAGCUAACACUUCCUGUGCACUAAACGAUGGCGUUACCCACCAUGCACUCUGCUCAGCCGAGCUUGGGGGGGGGGGAUGUAGAUUAGAUGCAACCAAGGAGUUAACCUUCCAUCCUCUGUAAUUAUAGGAAAAAACGUGUAAUUAUUAUUUGUUUCUAUUUAAUUUAUCCCUCUGCUUCAUCCACGCCUCCGAAACGCAACAGCCCCCCCCCCAUAGUAACCGAGGCAGCAAAGGCUUCUGGGAGCAACCGGUGACCAAAAUCGGCGUCGUGCGAUGUUUUGUCGUAGCUAGCAACGGCCGUAGCGUAGGAAUAACGCCGCUAAUCUCUCACCGCGUGACGUCGGAGAUCAGUGUAACCGGAUUGGAUGUAUGGAGAUGCCCCUCCCCUACCUCCUUGAUUUUGGCUAUAGGCAUGACUGUAAGCUAAUGGUGUAUAUAUUCAACAUACGUGGAGUAUUUUCCUCUAGGUAUUUAUAAUGCUGGAAGGGUGUACAUACUUUUUAUGUUCAGAAUCUUUUUUUUUUUUCCUGGGGGGGGGUAUUUGGGGUAAAACCCCAUUUCCUGUAGAUACAGAGCCUAUACCAUGGGCUUUGGUUCCUCCAGUAUUUCAGCUGCAACUCCCAGUCAGCGGUUCUCUAUGAUUAUUACACUGGGUGCAAGCAGAGGGGCUGGAACAUAUAGUAAAGCUUGGUGGAAGCGGCGGAGCUCAGUGAUUGGACGGCUUGUGAGAUUGCCAUCCACCAAAGCCCACAAAAAUGUCUGCUUAUUGGGUUAAUAAUAGUUUUUCCAGUGCAAUUGCAGAAUGGUUUCAUUUCACUUUUGAUCCCGCCCCCGAGGUUCUUUCAAUGGUUUCAUUUCACUCUUGAUCCCGCCCCUGAGGUUCUUUCAGUGGUUUCAUUUUGCUCUUGAUCCUGCCCCCGAGGUUCUUUCAAUAGUUUAAUUUUACUCUUGAUCCUGCCCCCGAGGUUCUUUCAAUGGUUUCAUUUUACUCUUGAUCCCGCCCCUGAGGGGAUGGAAACCAUUUUCUUAGCAAGACUUAAGAUAUUCUAUAAGAAAUAAAGAGUUGGUGCCAAGGUGCGGCUCCCCCUGGUCUUGCAAUGGGGUCGUUACAAUCGUACCCCCAAAGUAACCAAUCCCCAAAGUAACCAAUCCCCUUCUGGAUCUCAUAGCAAUGUACAGGGGACUGUGGGUUUGACUCGCUCGCUGCCUCGUUGCCAGGGGAACAUGAUAAAUAUUGGUUAUAUUUUGUUGUUCUAGGCCCAUUGGGAGAGAGAGAAUUGAAAUCAUCUUGAAAUUGAAAUGUUUGUAUGGUGCAGACAAUGAUAUUGUAAGACAUACUGGAAGUUAUACCGUUGCUGUGCCAGGACUGGUGGAACCUGAUAGAGUUACUAUGGGCUGUUAUGGGUCAGAGUCUGACCUGUUGUUAGGUGAAAACCCAAACAGCCACUAGGGGGAGUGUUACAGGAAGCCACAUUUGUUUAUGGGAGGAGCUUAGCUCUACCACAUAUCCCUGUUUAUCGGGGAAUCAAAUCAAAAAGUGAUAAUUUUCUUUGCCAUAUCAAUAAUUUUGCCUUUGGUUAUAUUUCCCCUUUACUUGGGAACCCAUUUAAGGUCUCAGUUGAAGUCGUAUUUCCCGUUGUCCCAUUAUAAAUACUAUUCCUGCUGAUCUUUGAUGACUGAGAGGUUAGUUAACAUAUGUGGGAGUGGCUUUUAGCCAAGUGGGUGUGAUUUUGAGUGCCAGUCAUGGUUGGGGAGGGGCUGGGCUUAAGAGAUAAUGAACAUCUGUGAGUGGGGUGGGACUUACAGGUAAGUGGGCUGGGCUUGGAGUAGUUGGUAUGGCUGGAAGUAGCUGGGUGUGGCUUCUGGGGCCUCUAGCCGCCUCCUAUUAGUGAUUUGCGUAUGGUCCCCAGACAGAAAUAUCUCUUUCUAAUUAUCUCUGAUUAAUAUUUUAUUUUAAUGUUUUUUUUCCCAGGGCAGAAUUAAUGUGUAAGAAGAUUUAUCAUUUCUGUUAUCGCUUAUUAUUGGGUGUAAUUGAAGAAAUAUAUUAUCUGCUCUGGGAAUAUAAUGAGCCGCUCUCCACAGAAUUCAUACUAAUUAUUGAAAUCCUUAAUUGGCUCCGUGACUCCGCCCCCUCCCUUGUGAGGCAUUUAAUGAUCACUUAUUAAUAUAAUUAAUGGCAAAAACAAGGCACAGCCAAUUAACUCAUCUACUGAGCAUCGGUGGCUCCUUCAGCCUCUCCCCCAUCAUCUUCAUUAACCAUUUAACCAUUUGGCAUUUUAACCAUUAGCCAUUUUGGAUCAAAGCGGGGCCCUGAUUUCAGCUCCUCCACAACUCGUUAUUAUUAUGUUAUUCCAAGGGGUCGUUAGUCUAUCACUGCCUGUAAGCAAAGCUCUUUAGGGGAAGAAUAAUGGAGGGACAGCUGUUAGGGCAGGGCAAGAUGGCCGCCAUAGAGCAACAUGGUGACAUUGGCAUCUGUAGAGCAAGAUGGUGGCAGUAGGGGCUCGAUGUCUGCCACAGAGCAGGAUAGUGUCAUUGGAGGCAAUAUGGCUGCCAUAGGCAAGAUAGUGUCAGGGGGGCAAGAUGGUGACUGUGGUGCUGCUGUAGAGCAAGAUGGUGACAGUGGGGCAAUAUGGCUGCCAUACAGUACAAUGGUGACAGUAAGGGCAAGUGGCUACUGUAGAGCCAUAUGGCGACCAUGGUGAAAGAUGGCUGCUGUAGAGCAAAUGGUGACAUUAGAGCAAGAUGAUGACUGGGACAAGAUGGCGGCUGUUCAUAUGGAUGAGUAAAAUGGCAGCUGUUGAGCAACUUAGUGAGAGGGGGUAAGACUACUGGAGAGCAGAUGUUGACAGUAGGGGCAAGAUGAUGACUGGGACAAGAUGGCGGCUGUAGAGCAACAUUCUGACAGGGGGGUAAGACUGCCAUAGAGCAGUGGCUACCAUAGAGCAAGAUAGUAAGAAUAGGGGCAAGAUGGCGACUGUGGUGCCAAAUGGCUGCUGUAGAGCAAGAUGGUGACAGUGGGGCAAUAUGGCAGCUGUAGAGCAACAUAGUGACAGGGGGGUAAGACUGCCAUAGAGCAGAUGUUGCCAGUAGGGGCAAGAUGGCUACCAUAGAGCAAGAUAGUAUGAAUAGGGGCAAGAUGGCAGCUGUAUGUAUAUGUACCAAUGUCAUCCAACCUGCUGUCGCCAUGACAACCCCUCCUGUCAUCAUUCCAUCAUCGUCGGCUUCUUUUUCCCUGAAAGAAAUGGGCAUUUUCUAACAUAGUUUGUUGCACUGAUAAAUGAUAUAUAUAUAUAUAAUGCUAAUAUAUUUACCUUGCACAAAGCCGAGGGGAUUGUGGGUAUUUAACUUUGUUUGUCAUUUGUUUGUCACAAUAAAAGUCCUAAAUAGAAGAAUAAAAGCCCAUUCUGGGAUGGACCACGUACAUCACACUGUUACUACCAAUGGGAACCUCAUUUAUCUCAUAUCUAUAUAAAUAUGCAAUUUCUUUUGCACAUGUACAAACUGGGUUCUGUUUGGGUUCCACGCUCCGGGUUCCGUUCAUUCCGUGUCGAUACAGUACGUGCCUUCAGGUUGCUCUGAGCCGUGGCUUCUGGUUCCGUGGCUCCGACGUGACACAGUUAUCACUUCUUUAUAUUGAUUUACCAAAAUAUGGGGGUUUUUUCUGCCCGACAGAAUCAAGUCUGCCUGAGGAAUGUCUGUAUUCCCAUUUCCCCCUGAAGCAAUUAAAACGUUAAUUAAUACCUGUACUUCCUAAUUAUCUGCUGCCUGUAGUGUCCUUGGUUACGGUGUCUCACUGAGGUAUCUGGGAUGCCUUUAAUAAAGCAAUGCCAUGUACAAAGCCUGUAUAUAGAUGCCCACUCUGUGCCAGAAGCUGAAAUGUUCCUUUCUUGUGUCUCCGUUCUACCAGUUUUUGUUCUCGCUACUCUAGAACAUACUUGUGUCUCUCCCACUCGCUCUUCUGAGGAUCCAAUUGAUGGAAACUCUUGUAUAUAUGGUCAACGUACCUUUAGGCUUCCACCAAAUGGGAAGGUUGGUCACUUUACUUUCCUAAGAUAAGUCAUGUUGGCGUUGGAGAAGUCUUGAUGGAAAGUCAUUAGGAGAAUUUUAAUGGGAACCUGGGACUUGGUUACAGGGGGACAUGAGGGUUGGAGAAGUUGGAGUAGUCUCCACACAAAGUCUUUGGCAAAGUUGAGAAAGGCAGAGUCGUAUAUUUCGCUGGGUACUGGCGACUUCUGGGGCAAGUGGAGGUUGAUGGUUUCCAUCCCUCUGAGGAGACGGCAGCAGAAUGAAUAAACUUCAUGAAACUUUUCUAAGAUGAGACAUGUUGGGACUGGAGUUGUCUUGAUGGAAAGUCAUCAGGAGAAUUUUACUGGGAACCUGGGACUUAGCUACAGGGGCAUGUGAGGGUUGGAGAAGUCUCCACACAAAGUCUGUGGCAAAGUUGAUUUGUUGGCAGAGUUGUAUAUUUCACUGGGUACAGAGGAAUUAGCCUUUGGGGCAAGUGGAGGUUGAUGGUUUCCAGCCUUCUGAGGAGACGGCAGCAGAUAGAAUAAACUUCAUGUAGCUUUUGGAGUUGGGGUUGGAGUUGUCUUGAUGGAAAGUCAGUAGGAAAGCUUUAAUGGGAACCUGGGACUUAGCUACAGGGGCAUGUGAGGGUUGGAGAAGUUUGAGUAGUCUCCACACAACGUUGGUUUGUUGGCAGAGUUGUAUAUUUCACUGGGUACUGAGGAAUUAGCCUUUGGGGCAAGUGGAGGUAGAUGGUUUCCGGCCUUCUGAGGAGAUGGCAGCAACUAACAGUAGACUUCACAUAACUUUUCUAAGACCAGACAUGUUGGGGUUGUCUUGAUGGAAAGUCAGUAGGAAAACUUUAAUGGGAACCUGGGACUUAGCUACAGGGGUAUGUGAGGGUUGGAGAAGUCUCCUCACAAAGUCUUUGGCAAAGUUGAGAAAGGUGGAGUCGUAUAUUUCACUGGUUACUGGUGACUUCUGGGGAAGAGCCAUAUAUUUUAGUGGGUACUGGGGACUUUAGCUUCUAGGGUAUUUAGAGGUUGCUGGUUUCCACCCUUCUGGGGAAAUGGCAGAAGCUACAGGAGACAUCCCUUAAGUUUUCUCCAACAAGUCAUGUUGGGGUUGGAGUUGUUGGGUCUCAGUGCAAAGUCUUUGGGGGUAGUUAAUGUGUGGAGGCAGUUCUGCACAUUAAUAUGGCAGCGGGGAGCUGGCUACAGGGGCACGGGGAGGUUGCUGGUUGCACCUUAUGGGGAGACGACAGAAGGUACAGGAAACGUUACUAAUUCAUGUUGGGUUUGUAGCUGUUGGAGCUUUAGGGUUGUCUCACGUUUUGGGAAAGAUAAAUUGAAGGGCAAAUCAAUGUUUAUUAAUAUUAUUGGAUAGUCAAUAACAGACACAGUAGACUUUCCAUAGAUCCUGUUUGGAGAUUAUUCCAGGAUUAUUGUUAUUGAGUCUGGUCUUUAGAAAAGUCAAGUCUAAAGCUACAAAUAUUUGCCCUGACUGGGUGGGCUCUGGGGCAAAAACUAUAAGAAAAUAAUAACCUACUAACAAGGAACAAUCCUUGUAUGAUACCCCCAACAACACACAUCUGGCCCACAAAUCCUAGUAGGGAAAUGAGUCUAGAAUACUCUUUUUGUGUAGGAAACCAAACUUGCCCCAUCUCCACGGCAAUACGGCCUUACUUUAUGGCCCUCCAGCUACAAGUUGAGUCCAACCACCUCUCGCCCACCUCUGCUCCACAUGUCUAACCCUAACCCAGGUCUUCAUACACCAACUAGAGGUUUAUUUGUAACGUGUUGCUAAUCUAUUGAGCUGUAUAAAGAGGUCUGGAUCCCACGUGUAAAUGUCUGUCUGUACCUUUUGUUGAGAUGAAUCAUGCGUUUCCUGUUCUCAUUGUUGUAGAAAAAAAAAGAGAAAAUUUAGGAAGAACUUUAUUUUUCAAUAAAUCUUUUUUCUGGUGUCA